UCGGACAAGAAGUUUGGUAUCAUUGUAAAAUUGCUUGUAUAGACGUGUGUAACUUAAAACCGCAAAAGGUGACAUAGAGACCUUGAUCCAGACCGACCCAAAUCCGAAGGAUUUUAUUGGACCCGCCAGCCAAGAAAAGCAGUUUCCCUCCUGCUUGGACCCUGAACUCCUUCAGACAUGGAGACUCAGCGGUCUGAGGUCAUGGAGGACUCUAAGACUAAAGAGGAAGGUGUUGCUACAGAUGCAGAGCUUGCCAAAACCAUAAUGGCUCGGCGUUUCUACCCCUCUCUCAUCGGCCCAGAGGCCUGGGAAGGAUACAUCUUUUCUGACGAUCUGAAGAUCCGCAUCAAAGAGUCCACAGACCUCUACGGAGCUGUACUCUGGCCUUCAGCUUUGGUGUUGUGUCAUUUCCUGGAGACCAACCGCGAUGAGUACAACCUGAAAGAAAAAAAUGUGAUUGAACUUGGUGCAGGAACUGGGCUUGUCACCAUCGUGUCCAGUCUUUUAGGCGCUAAGGUGACCUCCACUGACCUACCAGAUGUGUUAGGGAACCUCCAGCACAAUGUUAUGAGCAACACCAAGGACAGAUGCAAGUACACCCCUGUGGUUACAGACCUCAUCUGGGGCCAAGACGUGGAGAAGCGUUUUCCUCGUGCUACACAUUGUUUUGAUUACAUCCUGGCAGCUGACGUGGUGUACUCCCACCCUUAUCUGGAGGAGCUGAUGGACACUUUUGACCAUCUGUGCCAGAAAAACACACAGAUCUUGUGGGCCAUGCGUUUCCGCCUUGACCCAGAGAACAGCUUUGUGGAUCUCUUCCGGGAGCGCUUCCACCUGGAGAUGCUGUACGACCUCCCCAGUCUCAGUAUCAAACUGUACCGAGCCUGGAGGAAGGACAAGAGGACCAAGAACCAAGGGGAGGGAGAGGCUGCUGCCUGAACUGUUAACACUUGGGACAUUUUAUUUGUUCUGCAUGUGUUUUAGUGAGUGUGCCUGUGAAAACUGAACUCACUGAUUCCUUCAAAUUUGUGAAUUGUCUUAGUGAACCUAAAGCAGCUCUUCACUU
Messenger RNA from Scomber japonicus (chub mackerel), 1066 nucleotides. It is a transcript of the gene mettl21e, whose product is annotated as methyltransferase like 21e. Gene Ontology annotation, molecular function: protein-lysine N-methyltransferase activity. The transcript is spliced from 5 exons. Gene Ontology annotation, biological process: peptidyl-lysine methylation. The record is from RefSeq and is a predicted model, not a curated record. The coding region runs from base 178 to 939 and encodes 253 amino acids. Gene Ontology annotation, cellular component: cytosol; cytoplasm. NCBI's taxonomy places the organism in Eukaryota, Metazoa, Chordata, Actinopteri, Scombriformes, Scombridae.